Molecule: messenger RNA, 762 nt
Organism: Aureococcus anophagefferens
Lineage: Eukaryota; Pelagophyceae; Pelagomonadales; Pelagomonadaceae
Exons: 1
Molecular function (GO): phosphatidylinositol binding; phosphatidic acid binding; GTP binding
Source: RefSeq, a predicted model, not a curated record
AUGCAGCCGCCGCAGCUGGCCCUGGUCGCCGGCGCCCUCGCCGCCACGGUGGCUGUCGCCGCGUCGCUCUACGCGCGAUCGAGAAAACGGCGGGACGACGACGAGGAGGAGGACGGGGGCGUCGCGCGGCACGUCUACCGCAUCGUGCUCACGGGCGGCCCCUGCGCGGGGAAGACGACGGCGCUCGCGCGCCUGAGCGGCUACCUCCAGGAGCGCGGCUUCCGCGUCUACAUGAUCCCCGAGAUGGCGACGGUCAUGUUCACGAACGGCGUCGCGUUCAGCGACCUGUCGAGCGACGCCGCCGUGCGGACCAUGCAGCGCGCGAUCCUCGACGGGCAGCUGACGCUCGAGGACGGCUUCGCGCGCAUCGCGGCCGAGACGCGCGCGCCGGCCGUGCUCUUGUGCGACCGCGGCGCCAUGGACGGGUCGGCCUACAUGCGGCGGGAGCUCUGGCGGGACCUGCUCCGGGGCUACUUCCCGCGCGGCGCGAGUCUGGAGCGCGCGGAGCGGACGCUCUGCGAACGCUACGACGCCGUCUUCCACCUCGUGACGGCCGCGGACAGCGCGGAGCGCUUCUACACGCUGGAGAACAACGCGGCGCGCACGGAGUCGCCCGAGGACGCGCGGGCCCAGGACUCGGCGACGCAGCGUGCGUGGGCCAUGCACCCGAAGCAGAUGGUCUUCGACAACUCGUCGGGCGAGCUCGGCUUCGAGGGCAAGCUCGAGCGCGUCGUCGACGCCGCGGCGAAGAUCGUCGGGCUG